AUGCCUCCAUCAGACGUCAUAACCUUGGAGACACUUCACGAUAAGCUCCCGCUAUGGCAUCCCGACGACGACAACCACCUCUACGCCAUUAUUGACAUGGGAAGCAAUGGCAUACGGUUUUCAGUUACCUCGCUAAAACCUCCCACCACGAGGCUCCUGGAGCCCCUCUACUCCAGUCGAGCAGCAAUAUCUUUGUUCGAUGCUCUGACACCAUCAGACUGUGGGCCAGUAUUCCCGUCUGAAACUAUUGAGGCCGUUGCGUCUGCCCUAUCGGGAUUCCGCCGUGUCGCUGUCAUGCAUGGUGUGCCCCAGUCACAUAUCAUGAUACUCGCUACGGAAGCGAUGCGUCGUGCCGCGAAUGGAGGUCAGAUGCUCGAAGCUAUUGCGGCAGCAACCGAUGGUCUCGGCGUGCAAAUCCUCGAUCCCGCUGUCGAAACCCUCUUUGGUGCCGUGAUGGGAUCACGAAGCGGCCUGGUUUCAGUCCCCAAUGGCGCAUUGUUCCUCGACCUUGGCGGUGGCAGCGUACAAAUGACGUGGGUUGAUACCAGCAAGGACAAUUACGAAAUCAAUGCAGCAAUGGCCGGGGAGAGCCUUCCGUACGGCGCCGCAAAACUCACAAAAGUCCUCGAACAACAACGGGCUGAGAUUCAGGCUAAAGAGAUAAGCACGCUGCAGGACGGGAUUACACGCAUAUAUUCUAACCUAUGCUCGAGAUUUCCAGCCCUCCAAGCCAUCAAGCAAGCGUAUGAUAGGGGAGAAGAUGCAUCUGUCGAUGUGUAUAUGUGUGGUGGUGGAUUUCGCGGAUACGGAAGCAUGUUGAUGCACAACGACCCAAUCUCACCCUACCCAAUACCCUCAACCCAUACAUAUUCAGUCCCCGGCUCUCAGUUCAAGCAACCAACCAAAAUGCGCCAAGUCAACGAAAGUCAUGAUGGAAAGAUCUAUGGCAUGUCAAAAAGGCGACGUCAGCAGUUUCCAGCUAUUGCCACCGUUAUCGAAUCUUUCCUUGCCGUCGUGCCCAACAUCCGCCGUGUGACCUUUUGCGGUGGCUCCAACAGGCAGGGUGCUCUUCUUAUGAAGAUGCCCAAGGAAAUCAGAGAAAGCAAUCCCCUCGAAGUUUUGGCAAAAGUCACCGACGUCGAAAAACCAAUCUUUGAUGCCAUUUUGGACUUGUUGACUGCGUCCAUACCAAAGUCUCAGGAUGGAUUCAGUGCUACUCCGACUAUUCUUACCCCUGGGCUAGGUGCCUUGUUCAUUCGCCAUAUUUGGGCUCGCCUUGGUCACAGCUCAAGUAGUAAUAGCUCUUGGGCUCUUCAUCACGCCGUUGUCCGUGACCUAGACUGCCCCGGACUUACACAUCUUGCUCGUGCCUUGUUGGCGUUGACGACUUGUGCUAGAUGGGGCAACGAUAUUGGCCCUUCUGACGAAAGUCUAUGGCGAGGGCUUAAGGGGGUGGUUGAGAGUCAUCAUCCAGAUGCUACUUUCUGGGCACUCUAUAUUGGCGCGGUGGCCAACAUUCUUGCAACACUCUUUCCAGUGAUGCCAGAACACCCCAGCCAGCUCCUUUCAGUCGUCCGACUUGACACUGCGCUUUCCAAAACCAAAUCAGACAGAAGCAAGGUGGAAUUAACUUUGAACUUGUCGGCCGAGACCAUGAAAUGCGUCAAUUUUGAGGAGCUCGCUAGUAUAAUCAAAAGCACCACCAAGACAAAAGGAGACAAGGGAAAUUUUAAACCCAGCAUUCAAUUUUCCACCUUCUCAUGA
This is a messenger RNA of Pochonia chlamydosporia 170, 1764 nucleotides long. RefSeq names its product retrograde regulation protein. The record is from RefSeq and is a predicted model, not a curated record. Lineage: Eukaryota; Fungi; Ascomycota; Sordariomycetes; Hypocreales; Clavicipitaceae. Gene Ontology annotation, biological process: regulation of transcription by RNA polymerase II. Bases 1 to 1764 code for a protein of 587 amino acids. The transcript has 3 exons.